Brassica napus (rape) is the source of this 5250-nucleotide messenger RNA. Its product is annotated as glutathione S-transferase Z1-like. Lineage: Eukaryota; Viridiplantae; Streptophyta; Magnoliopsida; Brassicales; Brassicaceae. Gene Ontology annotation, biological process: L-phenylalanine catabolic process; glutathione metabolic process. The record is from RefSeq and is a predicted model, not a curated record. Gene Ontology annotation, molecular function: glutathione transferase activity; maleylacetoacetate isomerase activity. The transcript is spliced from 9 exons. Gene Ontology annotation, cellular component: cytoplasm. The coding region runs from base 2320 to 2973 and encodes 217 amino acids.
AUAAACAUAAUAUUAUUAUUAAUCAUAUUAUUGAUAAUUAUUAUAUUUUAUUACAAUCGUAUGUUUUUAUAUUUUUAUAAUAUUAUAAUAUGUUAAUAUUGGUAAUUUAUUAUUAAACCGUUACAAUAUCUUAUAAUCAACCAGUCACAAAUAUUCCGCAAACGUAACAAUUUUUAAACAUUGUGCCAAUCAUGCAAAACGCUUGAUAACACUUGAAAUUUGCAACCAUCCGCAUCCUCAAACUCACGCAUCUGCAACCGCAACCGAUGUGUUUGAACCAAUCGAGUCCUAAAUUAAUAUAAAACAUAAAUGAUAAUUUUAAAUAACGUAGAUUAAGGCUUCAAAUGGUAUGUAGAUCAAGAAAACGCAGAUAAAGCAGAACAAGUGUAUAUCAUGCAGAACAAAUGCAGAUCUAACUAUUUAAGUUAAUUUAUCGAAUAAGUGUAUUUAACUGAAUGUUAAAAAUAAUUUUGUAAAUUAAAUAUCUAAAACAAAAAUACAAAUUUUUAUCCAUUAUUUUUUUAUUAAUUUAAUAAAUACAAACAAAGUUUAAACAUUAUAAAAAAGGUAAACACAGUUACAACAAAAAUAAACCGUAAAACAAAAAAAAUUAUCAUUCUAAUAAAUAUAUUGAAAUUUAAAAUUAUAUAAAAUUCAUUAAAAUGACAAAGAGUAUUCCUUUUCCCUUUAAUUAUUUUAUAGUCCAAAUUAAAAUCUAAUUAAGAUCCAAAGAUGUUAAUUAAGGCUGGACAUAAAACCCUAACCUGAAUUUCGAACCGAAUCUGAACCGAAAGACUGACUCGUACUUAGUCCAAAAUGUACAAAAAUAUAUGAAUGAGUUUUGUAGGGUGUUAUAAAAUAUAUCUGAACCGAAAGUGUUAUUAACUGAACCCAAACGGGUGAAAAAACUGAAAAAUAUCUAAAAAAAUCGAUCUCAAUGUCCAAAUUUAUAUAAAAAAGUAUAAAUAUUUAAAAAAUAAAUAUAUACUUAAAGUAUUAAAUUUCAUAUUUAUUUUGAUAUGAUAUCUACCAAUAAAUAUUUAAAAUUUAAAUAAGUAUCUUAAAUACUUCAUUCUACGUAAAUAACUAUAUAUUUUUUAUGUUUUUCUUUUAAACUUAAAUUUUAUUUUGGAUAUAUCUGAACUGAUAUGAUAUAAUCUGAAUCCAAACGAUAUAUGGUUAAUUUAUAUGGAAAUAUUAUUUACUUUUUGUAAACAUUAUACAUGAUUUUACUGUUCAUAUUAAAAGAAUCAAAACAACAUAUCCAUUAUACAAAUUGCAACAAUUUUUUUUUUAAACUAUGAAUAUACAAACUAAAUAUAUCUAAUUUUCUAUUAGCAUAUUUAUAGAAGAUAAUAUAAAUAAGAGUAUCUAUUUUAUAUAUCACUGCUAUAAAUAAACUCAACUAAAAAUAAAUUGUUAUAUAAAAGAGAAAUAAUAAUAUUAAAUCAUACAUUUAAAGAGAUUUUGGAUUAAUUUAAAAGUUAGUGAAAUGAUUUAAAUGAGCUUUUAAUAAGUAAAAUAAAAAAUAAAAAGAAAAAACAUGCUGGUAAUCACAUCCCACCUGCAUCCGACCCUUGCCCAUUUUCUUCUUGUCCAUGCAGUUCAAAAUUAACACAUUAAUAUAUCUGCGUGCAGUUUUUUAAUUAUUUUAUUUUGGUCUGCAUUUUAAAUGUUGAAUGGGUAACAAAUGCAGUACAAACUGCAAAUUGAGUAAUCUGCAUGUAUCUUGUAUUUUGUUCUACAUUUCAUUCAUAGCUUAAAAUUAAAGUUAAAAACAGCAGAAGGGCAGAACCAAUCACUCCAUAAUCAUGUUCAAAAAUUUUAACAGAAUGAAUCCGAUCCAAAACGUGUAGUCUGGGUGGGUUUGGAUGUCGAACCUAUUUUCUGCCCACCACUAUUUUUGUAUAGGACUGGACAAAAAAAAAACGAAUUCGAAAAACCGAAUCUGAUACCGAAAAAUUAGUACCGAAUCCGAAACAAAAUUAAAUAUCCGAACGGGUUCAAAAUUGGCCUUCGCCGAAUCGUUUUGAAGAAAAUUAUUUGUUGGAUUUGCUUUGACUCAAAAAGUCAAAUAUAAUAAGCCUUUUUAAUAUCGACUAGCGCCCGCCAUAUCACCGAUUCAUUUCCAAGUAGCCACUUCCAUUUUCAAGAUCUGAAUAACCAAAGUGUCAGAAUCUGUGUAGAAAUUUUUUUUCCUAAAUGGUAAAUCACUUCUUCUUCCUUUAGUUAUCAAUAUUUCAUCAUCUUCAUUCAGCUUAUUCCAUUUUUUCACAUCGUUGACUUUUUAUUUAUUUUCAGGCGUAUACCAGCGAAGAAAUGAAGGAGAAGCUUAAGCUAUACUCUUACUGGAGAAGCUCUUGUGGCCAUCGUGUGCGUAUAGCGCUCAGUUUAAAAGUGAUUGAAUAUGAAUAUAUACCAGUGAACUUGCUCAAGGGGGAGCAGUUUGAUCCAGAUUUCAUGAAGAUCAAUCCAAUGGGUACUGUGCCUGCGCUUGUUGAUGGAGAGGUUGUGAUUACUGAUUCUUUUGCCAUUAUUAUGUAUCUAGAUGAGAAGUAUCCUGAACCACCGUUGUUACCUCGUGACCUCCAUAAACGAGCUCUAAAUUACCAGGUUGCGAGUAUUAUCUCCUCUGGUAUACAGCCACAUCAGAAUCUAGCUGUUAUUAGGUACAUCGAGGAAAAGACAAAUGGUGAAGAGAAAAUUGCUUGGGUUAAUAACGCUAUCAGAAAAGGAUAUACAGCUUUGGAGAAGCUCUUGGUGAAUUACGCUGGAAUAUAUGCAACUGGUGAUGAGAUUUACUUGGCUGAUCUGUUUCUAGUAGCCCAAGUCCAUGGUGCUAUGAUCAAAUUCAAGAUUGAUGUGGAACCGUACCCGACUCUUGCGAAGUGUUAUGAGUCAUACAAGGAACUGUCUGUGUUUGAAGAUGCAGUCCCAGCCAAGCAGCCAGAUGCUCCAGCUCCAAUGAUUUGAUUAUGCGAAACAGGAAAAACCUUGUAACAUUCAUGUUUAAUUAUUUUCAGUUUCCUUUCAAAUGAUCACAAUAUAAUUAUUACAAAGUUAGUUUCACAAAUCUGCCUAACAGAGCCCUAGUGACUGUAUUGCACGCACUAUUAGCUAUGUAUUUUAAGUGGAAAAACAGUUUAUUCUUCCUUCAGCUACUCUUAUACCAAUCAGGUGAAACAUUUUUCUAACUUUUACUUUGGUCACUGUUUAGAAAAGAGUAAAACAACUUGUGCUUUUUCCCUCUUGAUUUGUGAAAAAAUGUUGUGCUGAAUUUUUUUUUUUUGUUUUAUUAUUGACUAUUACAUUUUCCUCCAACUUUAAUCCCCUUCUUAUGAGAAAUUUUAUAAAUAAAGUUUGGCUUCAUGUGUGAUUCACAAGUUUGCCAUUACUUAUGUGUUACAUUCUACAUCACAUCCUUUUUUUAGUAGCAUUCUUUAGCUUAGAUUAAUUACAUGUCAUGCUAUUGGCACAAACAUAUAGUAUAUGUUUCAUUUUAUGCAUCUUUAUUCUAAGCAUCUUGCCUAAUAUCCUAACCGCAUAUCUUAACCGAACGGGUGGUUAGCAAAAGAAACAUAAGUCAUUCACUUAAGAAAUGUAUCCCAUGAUAAAUUAAACCAAACGCAUGAUUCCUUUAUUGUAUAUUCUCGAUUUGUCGACCAUGUUCUUGAUUAUGUUAUCUAUAGAAUAAAAAUUAUAAUCUCUUUUAUUGCAUAUUUUCUAUUUGUCGACCAUAAAAACUAUUAGUUAUGUAUAAAUUUGAAUAUGAAUGUACUAACAAUGGAGAUAACAUAAUCAAUAAUAUACAUAAUCUAUAUUCGGGUUGUCUAUUCAAAAAUGUAUUUUGUAUUUUUAUAAUGUAUACAUUUGACCAUAAAGAUAACAUAAUCAAAAAUAUAAGUAUGUAUAUUCGAUCAUGUCAAAAAUAUAAGUAUUUGACCAUAUAGAUAACAUAAUCAAAAAUAUUAUCUGAAUUUACUAGGAAUAGAGAUAACAUAAUAAAAAAUAUGUCAAUUUGUGUUAUUUCUGAUUAUGAAAGUCGCAUGUUUUCUUUCCAAUUUUAUAUGAUAACAUUCGCCAUGAUUGAUCGUUUUACUAUAUGAGCAUAGCCUAAGAUCUUAAAUCUUAAUGGUCAAAGAGGAGAUGCUAUAUUUGAUCCCAAUUUUCGAAUAAUUAUGGAUGUUGACCAAUUAGGAAUUUAUUUUGACUUCAUUUUAGGCAUAAAAAUAUUCAUUAGAUUAGUCAAUUAGGGAUUUAUUUUGACAUCAUUUUAGGCAUAAAAAUAUUCAUUUGAUUAUUCAAUUUAAUAGAUGAUUAAAUUGAAAGAUUAAUGAUAAUGACAUUAUUUCAUAAACAAGCUAAAUAUCAAAAUAUAUAUGUACGUACGCAGUAGACGGAAUAUGUGGGAUUGAUAUUUGAUCAUACAAAUCUAGGAAUACAGUACGCUAAAUAAUUUGUGAGUAUAAUACGAUUAUAGCUACUUCUACUUUAUCAAACGCAGUCAGUGAAUAUACAAAAUUUCUGUUGCUAAAGUUUAUACAUAUUAAGAGCCUUAUGCAGUAUUCAUUUUGUGUUAACAUGAAUAUAUAAUGUAUAAUUUUAUAAUAUAUAGUUUCAAAUGAUCAUUUCAUCUUGUGCAAGGCGCGAGUUAUUAUUCAGUUAUUCUAGUAUUUGCCAAUCACACUUCAUAUUCAUUCAUUGCAAAGAAAACAUGGAACGGUUCUGAUUGCCUUCAAGCUUUUAAAUCUAGUGGUUCCAAAUGAAUUUUGACCAAAAAAAUGGUUCCAAAUGAAUGAUACAGCUGCUUACUAAACCUUUGUCUAAUAGAAACUUUAAAGGAAACAAAAAGGUUUUUCUCUAUGUAUCUUUUUUAAGAAAAUUAUUUAAUUGAAUUUUUAAACUCUUAACUAAAACUAAUGAUUCCAAAUGAAUGAUACAGCUGCUGAAUUGGGCAAAGUAUUUGCUGCUGGACUUUUUUAGUAAAAGGCUUCAAAGCUUUCUAAAGGUUUCAACCCGAUUGUGUUAAAAAUUGGUUUGCGUUUCGAAUUCUCUCUGUACUACACAAUAGCUUUAUGAAUCUGUGAAGAAGAAGAAGAAUUCAAUUUUUGUUGAUCUUCCCGUGCCUUCACUCAGUUUAGCUUUGAGUGAUUAUAAUUCUUUAAAUAUGCGAAUCCAGGCACAGAGAAGAAAGAGAAGAUGAAGCUCUACUCUUACUGGAGAAGCUCGUGUGCUCAUAGUGUCCGUAUU